Messenger RNA from Merops nubicus (carmine bee-eater), 627 nucleotides. It is a transcript of the gene DERL2, whose product is annotated as derlin 2. The annotation marks the transcript as partial. Gene Ontology annotation, biological process: endoplasmic reticulum unfolded protein response. The transcript is spliced from 6 exons. NCBI's taxonomy places the organism in Eukaryota, Metazoa, Chordata, Aves, Coraciiformes, Meropidae. Gene Ontology annotation, molecular function: ubiquitin-specific protease binding; misfolded protein binding. The record is from RefSeq and is a predicted model, not a curated record. Gene Ontology annotation, cellular component: Hrd1p ubiquitin ligase ERAD-L complex; endoplasmic reticulum membrane.
CAACUCGAACUGAUCACACCCUUCCAGCUGUAUUUCAACCCGGAAUUAAUAUUUAAACACUUUCAAGUGUGGAGGUUAAUCACAAACUACUUAUUCUUUGGACCUGUUGGCUUUAAUUUUUUAUUUAACAUGAUUUUUUUGUACCGCUACUGCCGGAUGCUGGAGGAGGGCUCCUUCCGAGGCCGCACGGCAGACUUUGUCUUCAUGUUCCUUUUUGGAGGACUUUUAAUGACUCUUUUUGGCCUGUUUGUGAACUUGGUGUUCCUGGGCCAGGCCUUCACCAUCAUGCUGGUGUACGUGUGGAGCCGCAGGAACCCCUACGUCCGCAUGAACUUCUUUGGGCUCCUCAUCUUCCAAGCCCCAUUCCUGCCCUGGGUACUGAUGGGUUUCUCACUGCUCCUGGGCAACUCCAUCAUCGUGGAUCUGCUGGGCAUUGCUGUUGGGCAUAUCUAUUUCUUCUUAGAGGAUGUCUUUCCCAACCAGCCUGGUGGUGGAAGGCUUCUGAGGACACCCUCUGUCUUGAAAGCAAUAUUUGACACCCCAGAAGAUGAUCCCAACUACAACCCCUUGCCAGAGGAACGCCCAGGAGGAUUCGCCUGGGGGGAAGGUCAGCGCCUGGGAGGCUGA